AUGCUCGCACUUCGCCCGUCCUCAGCGCCACGCGUGGCCCUUCGAGCCUCGAGCCGUAUCACUCGACCGACGGCGGUAGCGGCAUGCGCAGCUCGAAAACACACACUCGUCGUACCAUGCACACACACAGCACAGCCGGCGCGCGCGAGAAGGCAAUUCACCACAACGGCAAGGACCCUGUCCGCCAACAACCCCAAAGCACCCCCCGUCGCGAGGCGCGCUUCCAAACUAUACCGAGACGCGGACGAGGCGGUCGCAGAUGUGCAGAGUGGAUCGACCAUCUUGAGCUCGGGCUUUGGACUUUGUGGAGUUGCAGAGACGCUUAUCCGGGCUCUUCACCGUCGCGGCAUCGACUCGUUGCAUAGUCUCACGGCCGUCUCCAACAAUGCGGGCAAGGAAGGGAUGGGUGGCCUGUCCCUCCUGACGUCGUCCGGGCAGGUUAAGAACCUCAUCAUCUCGUUUCUCGGCAACAACAAGACACUCGAAAGACAAUAUCUAGACGGCGACAUUUCCAUUGAGCUAUGCCCUCAGGGCACUCUGGCCGAGAGAAUCAGAGCAGCCGGUGCAGGCAUCCCUGCCUUCUUCACGCCCACGGGCGCCCAGACUCUCCUAGAAACGGGCAAAAUUCCCUCCCAAUACGACAGCUCAGGCAAAGUCGUCAAGUACGGCCACGAGAGGGAAUCGCGCGAGUUCAACGGCAAGACAUACAUCAUGGAAAAGGCUCUCCCCGGCGAAGUAGCCAUUGUUCGCGUCUGGAAGGCCGACGAAGCCGGCAACUGCGUCUUUAGGUACACGACAAAGGCCUUUGGAACAAUCAUGGCCAAGGCCGCCACCGUCACCAUUGUCGAGGCGGAGGAGAUUGUGCCCGUUGGCGCCAUCGACCCCAACGACGUCCAUCUCCCCGGUAUCUACGUCGACCGCGUCGUUCCAGCGACAGCUCCCAAGACCAUCGAGAGCCCCAAGCUUGAGAAGCCCUCCACACCGGCCAAGGACCAGGCCGCGCCCAGCGCGUCGCAGAUCCGCCGCGAUCGCAUCGCACGCCGAGCAGCAGAGGAGCUCCAAGAAGGAUACUAUGUGAACUUGGGCGUCGGACUGCCAACAUCGGCACCGGCUUUCCUGCCCGCCGGUCGCAAGGUGUGGCUGCAAUCGGAGAAUGGCAUCCUAGGCAUGGGACCUCACCCAGCGACGGAAGCUGACAUGGACGCUGACAUUGUCAAUGCUGGCAAGGAGACUGUGACCCUGAUGCCCGGUGCCGCUACGUUCGACAGUGCCGAGUCUUUCGGCAUGAUUCGCGGUGGGCACAUUGACGUUUCCAUCUUAGGCGCCCUGCAGGUCAGCGCGGCCGGCGACCUCGCGAAUUACAUGAUUCCCGGCAAGGUGGUCAAGGGCAUGGGAGGCGCCAUGGACCUCGUGUCCAACCCGCAGCAGACCAAGAUUGUCGUCACGACCGAGCACGUCGCCAAGGACGGAAGCUCCAAGAUUGUCCAGGAUUGCAGCCUGCCCCUGACCGGCGCAAGGGUCGUCAGCACCAUCAUCACCGACCUCUGCGUUUUCGAGGUCGACCGCGAGGCGGGCGCCUUGACCUUGACCGAGCUGGCCCCUGGAGUGGAUGUUGACGAGGUGAGGGCCAAGACAGACGCAUCCUUCACCGUCGCCAAGAGUUUGCGCACCAUGGCUUAG
Messenger RNA from Emericellopsis atlantica, 1680 nucleotides. Its product is annotated as coenzyme A transferase. The coding region runs from base 1 to 1680 and encodes 559 amino acids. Gene Ontology annotation, molecular function: succinyl-CoA:3-oxo-acid CoA-transferase activity. The transcript has 3 exons. Lineage: Eukaryota; Fungi; Ascomycota; Sordariomycetes; Hypocreales; Bionectriaceae. The record is from RefSeq and is a predicted model, not a curated record. Gene Ontology annotation, biological process: ketone body catabolic process.